AUGUCCGGCCACAAAUUUUCCCAUUUACUCUCUACAAUCGGAAAUGAUGUUGAUCAGCUUGACAAGCUUCAAAAAAACUUUCAAAAUGAAUAUGAUCAAACGUCAAAAGUUGUCGAAAAGCUUGAAGAAGAGCCACAAAAUCAAGCAACGACUACUGAGCUCAAUCGUUUACAGCAGCUGCAGAAAAGUCAUCGAAUAAAAAUCCGUUUGACUGGUUUAAAAGCUGAAAAGGCAGCCGACGAUCGUGACGCCGUGCUUUCGAAAGAGUGCCGACUUAAUAAUAAACGCGGGACCAUUUUGAUUCUCGGACUUUCGAAUUCAGGAAAAAAGACAUUGCUCAAUACAUUAAAAGAAAACAAAUUCGAUCAAUAUUCAUCCAGUUUUUCUGUUGGCUCACAAGAAUUGCUAAUCGGAAACAUGAAAUUUACUUGUACAAAUAUCGAUUUACAGCAUGAUGGUCGUUUAUCGAAACAGAUUCCGAUGAACGAUGCAAUUAUCUUUCUCAUCGACUUAACUGAUCCGAUUCGUUUUUCUACAGCUAAAGAAAUCAUUAUGUUCCUAUUAAAUGAAAAAGAAAUUUCGAGCAAACCAUUGGUAAUCGUUGGAACGAAAAAGGAUUUAAUUGCAAACGUUGAUGAAGCUGAUCUUAUCGAAGCACUUGGUAUUGACAUGCCAUACAAUACAUCAAAAUCGUUCAAAUUUUAUUUGGCAAACAUGAAAGAUAUGGCUAGUUUUGCCUGUGCAUUUCGCUUUAUUGCGACAUUUCUUAACGACCAAUAA
Molecule: messenger RNA, 780 nt
Organism: Adineta ricciae
Lineage: Eukaryota; Metazoa; Rotifera; Eurotatoria; Adinetida; Adinetidae
Source: the annotation of a GenBank genome assembly